Molecule: messenger RNA, 267 nt
Organism: Puccinia triticina
Lineage: Eukaryota; Fungi; Basidiomycota; Pucciniomycetes; Pucciniales; Pucciniaceae
Exons: 3
Coding region: 1-267 (88 amino acids)
Source: RefSeq, a predicted model, not a curated record
AUGAGAGGGGCAAGCCAUGGUCCACCUGACCAUGGCAUAGCUUCGGUUGACGGCCAGCAGACUCCAGCCGACCGAGAGGCACUCCUCCCGCUCAACAAGAUCACUUUAGUCCCCGUUGGAUGCUAUUCUUCCAGUCCGCUCACUCCAAAUGAAGUGUGCGUCCACCUGCAAGUCUACGUCCACCACAAAUGCAGAGUCGUCUUCGAGCCGAUCAAGUGCCCGCUGAGCUGCUUCCCCGUUUGGUUGUCCGUCCAAGGCGGCAUAUAA